Messenger RNA from Scylla paramamosain (green mud crab), 3530 nucleotides. RefSeq lists its product as uncharacterized. Bases 1503 to 1898 code for a protein of 131 amino acids. Lineage: Eukaryota; Metazoa; Arthropoda; Malacostraca; Decapoda; Portunidae. The record is from RefSeq and is a predicted model, not a curated record. The transcript has 9 exons.
ACGAAACUGCCCACUUGGAAUAACUUGCCCAUUAACGUUAGUGGACAACCAGUAACGUUAAUGGCCAAUUUUAGAGGGUUGGUGGGGUGUGCGCAUGCGUGUGUUUGUCUGGGGCGUUCGGGGUGUAUAAAAAAGGGCGUUAGUUGGAGCAGAUAGUUGGGUGCCGCCGCUGCUGCUGUUGUGUGCACUGCCGCUACUGCCGCUGCUGCUGCUGUUGUGUGCGCUGUUGCUGUUUUUUUUAAGUGCGUGCGGAUUUCAGUUGGUUUAAACACCGACCGAUCUUAUUAAUACUGUAAUGGAUCGAAGAGACUCUCAGCGGAAAAAGUUUUAUAAUGUUAUUUAUUCCAACGGGUGUUUCUUUUUCACUUCAAGGAAGUUAAAACAUUAUAUAAGACGCGUCAUCGCGGCAAAGAAGGGUGACAGAUAAAAGUAUCCUCCUGAUUAUGCUGUGUUAAAUAGGUACGACGUUGCAAGAAUUGUGGAAGAUAAAGAGAUUCUUAUCAGGAAAAAUUCCAUAGACCCAUAUAUACGAUAUAUAUAUCUGAAACAGAGAUGUUUGAUGUUAUUUACGACGCCUACGUCAAUGUCUGCCACGGAGGACAAAAAAUAACUUAUUGUUAGAUUAAAAAGACCGUUGCCAACGUGACCCGGGAACAAGUUGCCCUGUUUUUAUCCUAUUGUGUAACAUGCGAGGAGAAGAGGUCGAUCAAGAAAAAUAAGAGAGUAGUAAGACCAAUCACGAGUAGUGGCUACAACGAAAGGGGGAAGUGGAUUUAAUAGACAUACGAUCUUGCAAGACCACAGAUAAUUACUGCUUCAUAUUACAUUAUCAAGAUCAUUUUACAAAAUUUAGCGUAUUAAAGGCUUUGCAUUCAAAGCAAACCUCUGAAGUUUCACACCAUCUCUAUGAUAUAUUUACUCUCAUAGGGGCGCCAAAAAUUCUUCAAAGAGAUAACGCCAACGAGUUCGUUGGAACCCCACUAACAACAAUGAUGCAUACAUUUUGGCUUGAGACAGAGCUUAUCAGGGUAUCCCCCAGACAUCCUCAGAGCCAGGGAUCUGUGGAAAAGGCCAACAGCGACAUAAAAAUGAUGUUAUGGGGAUUGAUGCGGGAGAAGAACACUUACAACUGGAUGGACUUACUCAAGCAGGUGCAAUGGACCAAAAAUACUGUCAACCAUAGACUAAAUGGAAUGUCUCCCUACGAAGCAAUGUUCGGGCAGAAGCACGCAUCACCUAUGAAAAUCACAGAACGGGUAAGAAAUUGUGUUUUUUAUCUUAAUUAUGAAAUUCAGUUUGACAGAUUAGAGAAUUUUGGUAGGUUGAUUGUUUUACACAAGUAACCCAAACUAUUUUUUUCCAGGAGACUGACUACGAAGGGACUGAACAGCAACAACAACAGCAACAACAAGAACAACAACCAUGGGAUAAACAGAUGGAGAUUGAGGAAGAAGACGGAGCGGGGAUAGAACAGCAGCAGCAGCAACAGAAACCAUCAUGGGAUGAACAGAUGGGUCCCAGGGAAAAAGACGGAGCGGGGGGUACAACAGCAGCAACAGCAGCAGCAACAACAACCAUCAUGGGAUGAACAGAUGGGUCCCAGGGAAAAAGACGGAGACGGGGUACAACAACAACAACAACAACAACAACAUCAUGGGAUGAACAGAUGGGAUCCACGGAAAAAGACGGAGACUUGGUACAAGAGCAGCAGCAGCAACCAUCAUGGGAUGAACAGAUGGGGUCCAGGGAAAAAGACGGAGACGGGAUACAACAGCAGCAGCAACCACCAUGGGAUGAACAGAUGGGGACCAGGGAAAAAGACAGAGAGGGAGUACAUCAGCAGCAGCAAGAGGAGGAGGGGGAACAGAAGAGGAAGAUCAGCAGCGGUUAUACAAUGAAGAGGUCGGAAUUUCCGGAGAUGGAGAAUUGGUAGAGGAUGAGGAAGAACACGCAAAUGCAACUGUAAAUGAACAACAUUUGGAAAAUUUUAUGAAGAUUAGACAGCGAGUGAGAGAUGGGAUCGAACAACAAGCAUCUAAGAUGAUUAGGCCUACUUUCUCCUCUUCCUUACAUCCCGAGAUCAACGACUGUGUCAACGUCACGAUUCCUCAGAUAGAUCGGCCGAGGAAGAUGAGCAUGCAAAAUUUUGUUGGAGUAAUUGUGGCCAUCGAAGAAAAAAAAGGGACACAAGCUAUACAGUGUAGCAACAGAAUACGGUUGUAUAAGGCCAUUACUCUCUCGCAAUCAAUUUGAAAUCUACCGCCGAAGGAAUGUGAUAGAUAUCGAGACGGUGAACAGAGAACGGACAGUAUCCAUCUGAAAAAUAGCUGCCGCGGAAGCGAUCAAGGGCAGUGAGGAGCCCUCCUCCAAUGUUUGUCACUGUGCUACAGAUUUCUGUAGGACAAUGCGCUGCUUUUGCAAGAGAAGUGGCUUAUUGUAUACGGAACGAUAUAAGAGGGGGGGGGCGCAUGAAGUCAAGGCUGGCGGGAAGGGAAGGAGUACGCCGCUCCAAUGUGUUGCCUUGGCCUUGGCUGUGGCUCACUGACACGUGGCUUAGCUUAGGGAUAAAGAGAGAGAAGGCGGGACGGCAGUGGGUGGGCAAGAGAUAGCGACGACGGUGAAAGGGGAGUAGUAGUAGUAGUAGUAGUAGUACGGCAGUGUGCCCAAAGACUGUGCCUGAGUUUGUAGGAGUGACAGGUGCCCGUGUCAGUGAGGAGAAUGAAUAGACAGACAGACAUAGAGAGAAAGACGUAAGGGUGGCCUGUGUGUGCUGGGCGAUGCAUCACUAUUCUCUCCCCUCGUUCAUCUUUACUGUGUAGCCCGAUAAUACAGCGGUGCCUUAAGAGACAAGUGUUCCUAAGUGUCUAUGAUUCUGUCGAGCAGUGACCUUUAUAACAUAAGAAACGGACCCAUGGUAAGUUUUCGUGUGUUUAACACGUCCAGCCACGCCCCUGGACUUCUCACACUAAACGAUGUGUGUGUAAUGAAACAGGUAUAGACAUCUGAGGAUGUGGUUACUCAAACCGUGAGGUAAGUACGGUGAAAAAAAAAAAAUGGUCUGAGAAGUACCGGAAUAUUUAUUUUAUGGGUGUCGAGAGGCAGAUAAUCAGUGAAGGUCGCGGGAUUAGGGCGGCUGGCAGCACGGUUGGCAUAGCCCCACUCUGGGAGAAGGGGGGAGCGGAAUGCAUGGAGGACACAUUGGGGAGUAGUGGAAGCAUCUAUCUGACGAAGGAGAGCGAGUCAGGGAUGAGAGAAUAUGGGUGGAAACCCGCCGAGAACAAGAAACGUAUUGCUAUAGAUGACACUACCGAUUCUAUAAAUAACUCAUUGCGCCAUCGUAUUGUAAUGUAGGCGCAGUAGCGACACCAAAGUGUUGUAUUAACUAACCCUUGACAGGCUAAAAUCUACAAAAGUUCAUUAGAACCCAUGGAAUUCAAAUUCUACAACGACAAUCAGAAUGCUAGCAAUCUCAGUGGAUUCAUACUUAUAUUAUUGAAAAUUUAAAUUGAAAGGAAAAAUUAAACAAAUGC